This is a messenger RNA of Impatiens glandulifera, 1776 nucleotides long. RefSeq names its product adenylosuccinate synthetase 2, chloroplastic. Gene Ontology annotation, cellular component: cytoplasm. Gene Ontology annotation, biological process: IMP metabolic process; 'de novo' AMP biosynthetic process. Bases 50 to 1546 code for a protein of 498 amino acids. Gene Ontology annotation, molecular function: GTP binding; adenylosuccinate synthase activity. NCBI's taxonomy places the organism in Eukaryota, Viridiplantae, Streptophyta, Magnoliopsida, Ericales, Balsaminaceae. The transcript has 4 exons. The record is from RefSeq and is a predicted model, not a curated record.
UCAUUUUGGCUUCUUUUUCCUCUCGACUGAUUUAGUAGUAAAAAUAUACAUGGCCGCCGCCGCCGCCGCUGCGAUGAACCUUUCAUCUCUCAGACUCGACUCGAAUUCCAUUCUAGCUCCUGAAAGAAGCUUCCGAAUCUCUGGAGGAAAUUAUAGCUCUCGCGUAUGUCUGAACCUUCGUCGGAAUAUCGCCGUAUGCGCCGUGAAAUCGCAGGCAACGGCAUCGGUAACUGAUCAGAACAGGGGGCUGAGUCAAAUCGAUUCUCUGAGUCAGGUAUCUGGUGUAUUGGGAUCUCAAUGGGGUGACGAAGGAAAGGGAAAACUCGUUGAUAUCCUGGCCAAGCAUUUUGAUAUUGUCGCUCGCUGUCAGGGUGGGGCUAAUGCUGGCCACACAAUCUACAAUUCAGAGGGAAAGAAGUUUGCUCUUCACCUUGUUCCUUCUGGUAUUCUCAAUGAAGAAACCCUAUGUGUAAUUGGUAAUGGGGUGGUUGUACAUUUACCUGGAUUGUUCAAAGAAAUUGAUGGUCUAGAAUCUAGUGGCGUUUCUUGCCAAGGGAGGAUCCUUGUUUCUGAUCGGGCUCAUCUGUUGUUUGAUUUUCAUCAAGUGGUUGAUGGCCUUAGAGAAGCUGAGUUGGCCAAAUCUUUCAUUGGCACUACCAAGCGAGGCAUUGGGCCGUGUUACUCGAGCAAAGUGAUUCGUAAUGGUAUUAGAGUUGGUGAUUUAAGGCAUAUGGACACUUUCCGUCAGAAGCUUGACAUUUUAAUGGCGGAUGCAGCUGCAAGAUUUCCAGGGUUUAAAUAUGAUCAAGAUGUGCUCACGGAAGAGUGUAAGAAGUAUGAGAAAUAUGCUGAGAGGUUAGAACCUUUCAUUGCUGAUACUGUCCAUGUCAUGAAUGAAUCCAUUGCCCAAAAUAAGAAGAUCCUAGUGGAAGGUGGUCAAGCAACCAUGCUGGACAUUGACUUCGGAACAUACCCCUUUGUGACUUCCUCUAGUCCAUCAGCUGGUGGAAUUUGUACUGGUCUUGGCAUUGCUCCUAGAGUUCUUGGUGAUCUCAUUGGCGUGGUAAAGGCAUACACUACAAGAGUUGGCUCAGGUCCUUUCCCCACUGAAAUAUUGGGGAAAGGUGGCGAUCUUCUUAGGUUUGCUGGUCAGGAGUUCGGCACAACUACUGGCCGUCCUCGCCGUUGUGGCUGGCUUGAUAUAGUUGCUCUUAAGUUCUGCAAUCAGAUUAAUGGAUUCUCUUCUCUAAAUCUGACUAAACUUGAUGUUUUGUCUGAUCUUCCUGAAAUCAAAUUGGGUGUAUCUUAUAAAUACCCUGAUGGCACUCCAAUCAAGUCAUUCCCUUCCGAUCUUCUCACCCUGGAGCAGUUACAGGUGGAGUAUGAAGUUAUGCCUGGAUGGAAUACUGAUAUUUCCGCUGUUAGACACUACUCGGAUCUUCCAAAGGCUGCACGGAACUAUGUUGAGAGAAUAGAAGAACUCGUUGGUAUCCCUAUUAAUUACAUAGGUGUUGGGCCAGGUCGUGAUGCCCUUAUUUACAAGUAGUGAUAUCCCUAUUUAUUAAUGAUUUGUCAGAGGAGGGUUUCUUGUGUACCUUAAGAAAAUUCACAUUGGUUGUUCCCUGUUGUUGCUGGGUACCCAUUUGAUAAUACUUUGGAAAACAGUAUGUGUUCUAGUUUUUAACUAAUUUUCCAGAAAACUAUGUUGAAGGUUUCUUUUGAUCUUCUUGAAACAUAGUCUUAGAGCUAAAAUGACCCAUUCUUAUUUUACUAGUA